AUGUCCUGGGCCGAGAGAGGGUUCGGGUUUUACCCAGACAUGAAUCUCAAAGCGGUCGACAGGCUGGUUUCCUUGUCUCCUCCCCGCAGGAAAGUUAAGAAACCUCUUCGUCCUUCAUCCAACCCGAAGAUCUCGGAGUUUCCUCAGCUGCGCCAUGGCCGAAGUGGAUCCACCGCAGCGCUGCGUCCCGGUGAAGAGAUCCAGAGCUCGGUGUGCGGGCCUCCCGCUGCAGCGAGGACACCGAGAGUCGAGCACCGACACCGAAAUGAUGACGAGGAUUCAGGGUCUUCACGGCAGACCCUGUCUGCCCGGUUUGCGGAGGGAGAGCCCGGAGAGGAUGCGCAGAGACAACCGCAUCGUCCUGUCUUGCAAUAA
Messenger RNA from Xyrichtys novacula (pearly razorfish), 375 nucleotides. The record is from the annotation of a GenBank genome assembly. NCBI's taxonomy places the organism in Eukaryota, Metazoa, Chordata, Actinopteri, Labriformes, Labridae.